Messenger RNA from Ipomoea nil (Japanese morning glory), 2753 nucleotides. Its product is annotated as cingulin. The record is from RefSeq and is a predicted model, not a curated record. Bases 124 to 2481 code for a protein of 785 amino acids. Lineage: Eukaryota; Viridiplantae; Streptophyta; Magnoliopsida; Solanales; Convolvulaceae. The transcript has 4 exons.
UGAAUAAGAACUAAGAAGUCGGGUUAAGGCUCUCGUCUAAAAAAAAGAAAAAAGCAGAACCUGGUGUACUGGUGUUUAUUUAGCAAACAAAGAAGAAAAACGCAAUCAAAUUAGAAAUUGGAAAUGGCAGCGGAGGAAGAGAACGAUGAUAUGGCCUCACUGUUCGAGGGGAUGGUACUCUUUGAUCCUUCUGAACACCUAGACCAGCAACCCUCCACCACCGCUGCCACUCUCGAUGUCGGUGCGGAUCAACCGCCGGCGCUGCCGUUAAUAGCAGAGUCGAGUCCUAGUCAGCCGCUCGAUGAGAACCUAUUCUCUGAUCUUACACUUGUUACUCCUUCCCAAUCCCUAGAACUAGAAGAUAUUAAGUCCAACUCCGAUCCAUCGUCAAUCUCGCUAAUUUCUCGCCAGAAUUCCACCCGGAAGAAAAAGAGGGCUGGUUUACGGAUUGGAUAUGGUAGAGAUAGAGAUAGAGAUAGAUAUCAUGCCUCCGAUUCAGUCAUUGCCACUUCAACUGCCAAUGACCAUUCGCAUAUUGAUACCCGUUUCCCGGAAGCAGAAGAGAAGAAAAAAGAGCAAGGAGAAGAAGAAGAUGAUGAUGAUGAUGAUGGUGGUGGUGGUGGUGGUGAAGAAGAAGAAGAUCAAGAAUCGAAUUCCUCCAGCAUGAUUUCUGCAGCUCAGGAUCGCGAUUCUUCAUCUGAUACAACUUCUCAUGGUAUUCAUUCUAAUGACACACCUGAGCAAAUCGCUAAUCUGGCUUCAUCUGGUGUUGGUGAAGAUGCAACAACUGGGCAACUAAAUGUUAGCAAGAGUCAUGACCCAGUUGAAUUCAGAUUCCAACAGCUUAGGAUCCUUAUUUCAAAUAAGCUUAAAGAAGCCCAUGAGACUGUUUCUUCCAUUUCUUCAGAAAGAAAGGAAUCAAUUAGGAUGAGAAGAAAAGCUGCCCGGAGUGUGACUCAGGCAUAUGCUGAGUAUAAAGAAUUUGAGAAGAAGCUGGAAGAAGCUUGUGAAGCUGAAGACUUUGAGAAAGCGGAACGGGUCAGUGAGAGUUUAGCUUCCACAGAGAAGGAAAAAGAGUGCUUGGUAGUUGCUCUCAGAGAUGCAGAAGCCCAUUGUGAUGCUCUUGACUCUAAGAUGCAAGGGGUUCUUGAGUCAUUAAUUCAAGUCGAAGAGGAGUGUGCCUCUAUGUUGCAGACCUUUGCAAUGGACACCGCACGCGAUGCAGAUUUGGUUUUAAAUAAUGCAGAAGAAUUAUCAUCCAAACAAAUGCAGGAAUGGGAUUUGUCUGCUGAAGCAAUAGAAAUUAAAAAGAUGGAGUUGGAAAUUGAAUCUGAAUUAGUAGAUGAGGCACGUAAGGUUUUGAAUGAUUCCAUAGAACAAUUUGUUGAGGAUGACCGAAGAGAGAGAGAUUUUCUUUGCAGGAAAAAAGAAGGGUUAACAGAAGAGCUGAAAAAACUGCUUGCUCUAGUGAAAGAAAAGGAAGAAGAAAUAGCAGAAAAUGAUUCUCUCAUUGAAAAAGUUGACAAAAGAAUUGCUGGUGCUGUCUCUAGAUUCAAAGAAGUCCAAACUAAUAUGGAUCAAAAUUAUCAUAAUCUGCAGUCUGGUCUGUCUGAACUGGAGUUGGCAAAUGAAUCUGUAUUGGAGAAAAAGAAAGAAAUUGAUUAUUAUGUUUCCCAGGAAGAAUCCAGAGGAGCAAAGAUUAGGGAUCUUUCUAGGAUUUCUGCAGAUGAAGCAAACAUGUUUCAAGAAUUUGUUGAGUUACGAAAGAGUCUGGCUCAGUUAGUUUUGAAAUCCAAGGAGGAUAAAGUUAGGCUUUCAAAAACUGAGGAUGAACUUUCAAUGCACGUCCAGAUGCUCAAACACGGAAUUUCUACUGCGAGAACCUCACUUCAGGAACUAUCUUCAAAGAAGUCAAAGAUCCAGCAAGAAGUUGAUUCCUUGAAGCAAAGGCUUGUAUUUAUAGACAAGAGAGUUCCAGAGCUUGAGGCUGAGAAGAAGGUGGCUGCUACAGCAAGAAAUUUCAAGGAAGCAGCCCGGCUUUCAGCAGAGGCAAAGGCAUUGUGCAUUGAAAAGGAUGAAAUACAGACCAAAUUGGAGGUUGCAGAGUUAGAGCUUAAGAAGGUUGAAGAAGAGAUUUGCCAAACUGUUGACAAACUGCAAGAAACUGAAGUGCAGAUUUCAUCAAGGGAGAAAGAAUUGGCUAUGGCUAGAUUCCAGGGACUAAUCUUAAUUGACAGGGCUUCUAGAGCGGAGAGAUCAGCUGCUUUGGAGUUAGGUGACCUUGAAGAGGCUGAUGCUUUAUUGGAAGAGGCUGAAGCGGCAGAUGCUGAAGCAAGAAAACUUCAACCCAUCUACAACCUUAAAGAAGAAGAGUUUGCUAACCUGCCGAAACAUUUUGUCUCAGCUGAACUUGUGUCCAAGAUUCAGGGCAAGCAGUUGAGAGAACUUGCGGCAUCUGUUAAUAUUUUGGGGGCAUCUUGACCAUAACAUGAUUAAUGAGCUCAAAUUUUGACGGGUCCUAGAGGACUUUGAUCGUGUUUAGUCGCUCGCUGGAAGAGUAUUGACUAUUAUUUUGGAUUCUCCUAUCUCACAUUCUUACCAUAGAUGGAAGACCAAAAAUGGCGUUUGCAUUGCCUUUUUUAGUUUAUACUGUAGCCCUUUCUUUUUCAGCAAUAUUUCUCAACAGUGGUCUGGUGGCUUUUCCGUAUCCGUAUGGGGUGUGCCCUGUGCUUUUUUAUUUAUUUAUUUUUUCU